Molecule: messenger RNA, 3371 nt
Organism: Vicia villosa (hairy vetch)
Lineage: Eukaryota; Viridiplantae; Streptophyta; Magnoliopsida; Fabales; Fabaceae
Exons: 6
Coding region: 85-3186 (1033 amino acids)
Biological process (GO): response to stress; response to abscisic acid
Source: RefSeq, a predicted model, not a curated record
UCUCUCUAUAAAAAGAAAGCUUAUAUGUUCUUUCUAUUAUAGUACUUUCUUUUCUUGUUUUUGUUACUACAAAACCAAUCAGUCAUGGAUUCAUCACGAGUAGUUCAAAGUAAAGUGGUUGAGAACAAGGAUGAACAGAACCUUGAUUCACAACAUGUGGUGACACAUGAUGCAGAAGAGCACACUGAGCCUGAGAAGAAAUCUGUUAUGAGUAGGGUGAAGGCAAGGGCUAGGAAAAUCAAGAACAGUAUUACUGGGCAUAGUCCACAAACACCUGAUCAAACUAGUGGACAUGACAGUGAAAUUCAGCAUGCUACUGAAGAUGAUGAUGAUGAAGAUGAUGAUGGUGACUUGGAUGAGGGGAAAGAAAAUGUUCAAGAGCCACUAGGUCAUAAAGCACCAAAUUAUGGUAGUAGAGAUGUUACAAGUGCAACACCUACAACCGAUUAUGAGAAAGUUGAAAAUUUAAGAAAUUCGGUAUUUAAUUUGGAAGGUUCAAAAGAUGUAGGCGAAGAACCUCGUCGUGAUCCAUCAGUUGAAGGUGUUUCUUCAACUACUGGAAUCAAUCAAAACAUAGCAACUGACAAGGCCAAAGCAUUUGAUCUAGAAGAGAAGCCAGAUCAAUUCAAGGCCGAUUUCGAGAGGCCGGUAGUUUCGACGAAAGAUUCUCAAGAACAAGGGAGUAGAACUGAUGCAUAUGAUCUUCCCAAGUAUCAAGCCAGAGACACUGAUCCAAAUGUUGAAGUUUAUGACAGUGAAGAUGUUAAAAGUGCUACACCUAGAUUUGAAUCUGAGCAAGAUGAAAAUUUAGGAAAUUCAGGAAUUGGUUUUGAAGGUGCAAAAGUUGUAGGAGAAGAACCUCGUCACGAUUCACUGGUUAAAGGUGUUUCUUCAACAAACAUUGAGUCCGAUCAAAACACAGCCAAACCAUUUUCUGUGAGAGAUAAGCCAGAUCAAUUCAAGGCCGAUUUGGCGAGGUUGGGAUUUUCGAAAGAAGAUUUUGAUGAACAAGUAAAUAGAACUGAGGCAUCUAAUCCCAAGUAUCAAACCAAUGACACUUAUCCAAGUGAAGAUGUUAAAAAUACUACACCUCCACCUGAAUACAAGCAAGAUGAAAAUUUUGGAAAUUCAGGAGUUGGUUUUGAAGGUGCGAAAAUUAAGGGAGAAGAACCUCGUCACGAUUCACUCUUUGAAGGUUUUUCAUCAACCACCUCUGACACCAAUCAAAACAUAGCUAAACCAUUUGCUGAGGAAGAUAAGCCAGAUCAAUUCAAGACCAAUUCGGAGAGGCCUGGAUUUUCGGACGAUUUUGAAGAACAAGGAAGUAGAACUGAGGCAUAUACUCUUCCCAAGCAUCAAACCAGUGACACUUAUCCCAGUGAAGAUGUUAAAAAUGCUACACCUCCAGCUGAAUACAAGCAAGAUGAAAAUUUUGGAAAUUCUGGAGUUGGUUUUGAAGGUGCAAAAGUUAAGGGAGAAGAACCUCGUCGCGAUUCACUAUUUGAAGGUUUUUCAUCAACAACCUCUGACACCAAUCAAAACAUAGCCAAACCAUUUUCUGUGGAAGAUCAACCUGAGCAAUUCAAGGCCAAUUCGGAGAGGCCGGGAUUUUCGGAAGAUUUUGAAGAACAAGGAAGUAGAACUGAGGCAUAUAAUCUUCCCAAGCAUCAAACCAAUGACACUUAUCCAAGUGAAGAUGUUAAAAAUGCUACACUUUCAUCUGAAUACAAGCAAGAUGAAAAUUUCGGAAAUUCAGGAAUUGGUUUUGAAGGUGCAAAAGUUAAGGGAGAAGAACCUCAUCGCGAUUCACUAUUUGAAGGUGUUUCAACAACAACCGCAGAAACCAAUCAAAACAUAGCCAAACCAUUUGCUGAGGAAGAUAAACCAGAUCAAUUCAAGGCCAAUUUGGAGAGGCCUGGAUUUUCAGAAGAAUUUGAAGAACAAGGAAGAGGAAUUGAGGCACAUACUCUUCCCAAGUAUCAAACCAGUGACACUUAUCCAAGUGAAGAAGGUGAAUUAAAAGACAGUAAACCACUUGAGGAAUCUCUUGAGAGAUUGAAUGUUCAUGAUGAUGAGUCAAAACCAAAAAUCCAGCCACGUGUUGCUGACACUGAAUACCCUCCUUCUGCUGCAAGCCAUGAUCAGUUUGUGCCACACUUCUCUGAUGCAACAAAAACUAAGAAUGAAUAUCCUCAGGAAACGGUAUCGACAGAUAUCAAUAGAAACCAGGAAUUUUCGGAGAAAGAUUCUCAAGAUCAAGGAAGUAGAACUGAGGCAUAUACUAUUCCCGGUUAUCAAACCAGAGACACUGAUCCAAGUGGUGUUGGAAGUGAUGAGGUAAAAGACUUUACACCACUUGAGGAAUCUCUAGAGAGAUUGAAUGUGCAUGAUGGUGAUGAGCCAAAACCUAUCAGAGAACUAAAUAUUCAGCCAUCUGUUACUGACACUGAAUAUCCUGCUUCUGCUGGAAGCCAUGAUAUUCGUCAGCCUGUGCCGCACUUCUUUGAUGCAUCAAAAAGUCAUAAUGAGUUUUCUCAAGAAACAGUAUCCAAAGGAAUCAAUAAAAACCACGAAAACCCCUCAGAAACUGAAGAAUCUUUCAACACUGUCACCAACACUGCUGAAAAACAACCAGGUUAUGGAGAAUCAGUGGAGACACAACCAAAGCACAACAAAAGCUACGCAGAUGAAAAUGAAUUCGGUUCUGCAACAACAGCUGAUAAAACUCUCACUAGCGAAAACGAUGAAGCUCUUAAGCUCGGUGGUUAUGGAACUAGCACUGGUAGUAAUACAAAUGAUGGAACUGAAACGGACAAAGGGGCUGCUGUGAGGGACUAUUUCAAUGAGAAGUCAAGGCCUGGUGAAGAAGAUAAGGCACUUGCUGAGGUGAUUACAGAAGCUUUACAUAAAGGGAAAGACGAGCCGUUGAAAAGUGAGGAUGGAAAGGUUGAUAGUGAAGUUGAGAAGCCAGAGAAAGUGUUUGGUGAAGAAAGCAAUGUGGCUAGUCCAGGAAAAGGUAUGGUUGACAGGGUUACGGGUUAUGUUGGAUCUUGGUUUGCCAAAUCUGAGGAGAAUCCAUCACCACAUGGUGCAGGAAUUGGUACUGAAGACUUAUCAAAGAAUAAGGAUUCUGUUGCAGAAGUGAAACAUGAUGGCAAAGUUGUGGAUGAAGGAAGGAUUCAGUAAUCCAAUUGAUUGAAGAACAAGUUACCAGAAUAAAUUUCCUUAUAAAUUUGUGAAGUGAUUCUGUUUAUUGUAAUCAGAUAGUUGUUCAUUGUUCUAUAUAAAGAGUUAACGUUUGUAUGAGUGUGGAAAUUACUAUAUGCUAUUUUUGCAUGGAUGUGGUUAUAAGAUGAAGUAUUUAUAUAUGA